This is a messenger RNA of Contarinia nasturtii (swede midge), 812 nucleotides long. RefSeq lists its product as uncharacterized. Bases 54 to 734 code for a protein of 226 amino acids. The record is from RefSeq and is a predicted model, not a curated record. NCBI's taxonomy places the organism in Eukaryota, Metazoa, Arthropoda, Insecta, Diptera, Cecidomyiidae. The transcript has 5 exons.
CUAAAAUAUAUAUUACGUGCAAUUUGAACCCAAAAGUUUUAAUAUCAAAUUCAAUGGAGGCGAAAGUAUUCAUCUUUUUAUUCUUAUUCAUAAGUGUUAUUGAAUCAAAUUUAAUUGAUUCAAGGCGCUAUUUAGAACAGGUUGCAGACAAAAUGGUUUUCUAUUUGAAGCAAGAUCUGGCUGAUAAAAUGUUUAUUUUCGAGAAAACCAAGACUGAAAUAAAAGAUUCGCGAUUCGGCAAAACGAUUUCGGGCGCUGUAGCAUUUCAAUCAGGAUUUUUAGUUUCAAUUGAUGCAGCGACACUGAACGAAAGAACUUACAAAGCGAUCAUAAAUAAUGAAAAUUGUCAGAUUGAGUCUGAAUUCAGUUUACGUGGCGUAAAUAUUGCAUAUGACGUACAUUAUGAUCUACAUUCCAAUUUUAAAGGAGAUGCUGUAUUUCUUAUCAGAUAUGAAAAUUUUCAUUUUCAUUUAGUCAUUACACAAAUACAUAACGAAAAAGCGAAAGGCUUUAUACAAUAUGUUGGUGUGAAUUCAGGAGGUCAAUAUAGUUUGAUAGUUAAAAUAGAUCCAGACAUACCGGAAGCACAGCUAAUUGCUCGAAAUCUUCGAUAUAAUCCGAACUUCCGAGGACAAACUGAAAGGUUUUUCGAAAAUUGGAAUCUGCCCUUGCAAGCAGCUUUAGUAAAGGCAGUCGCUGAUAUUGAUUUUCCAAAAAUAGAUUAUUUUCAUUAGAUGAAAAAAAUAAUAGAUUUGAUUGGCGAAUAAUAAAGAGUAUUGCAGGAGUAGGACGAACUUUUCCGCACGGUGGUA